Closterium sp. Naga37s-1 is the source of this 843-nucleotide messenger RNA. The record is from the annotation of a GenBank genome assembly. Lineage: Eukaryota; Viridiplantae; Streptophyta; Zygnematophyceae; Desmidiales; Closteriaceae.
AUGGCGGCUCUCCAAGCUUCGCUUUCGACCAUCUCCAACCCCUCCCUCGCUCCUCAACGCAAUUUCGUCUCGCAUGCCGUCAACAACCAGCCUUCCGCCUUAAAAAUAUCUCCACGUCGUCUUACGCGUGCUGCUGCCAGCUCAGCAUCCCGUGACGAUGACGUGAACUCGCAGCUCGACCGCCGGAGCGUCCUUCUAUCAAUGGCUGCCGCGGCGCUUUCUCCCAUGGUACCCGUUAGUGAAGCGUCCGCUAUUACCGUUCCGAAGCAGGUUGGGGCGUUCCUCCCGAAAUCCGAGGAUGGCGAGUUUGUCGUAUUCACUCCGGGAAUGAAGGACACGCCUGCGCUUAGAGCAGGCAACGUGUCCCCUUACACGUUCAACAUCCCGCCCACGUGGACACAGUCGCGCAUCGCCAACAUCCUCUCGGGCAACUACUGCCAGCCCAAGUGCGCCGAGCCGUGGAUCGAAGUCAAGUUCGAGGACCCAAGAGAGGGCUUGCUGCAGGUGGUGGCAUCACCCAUGGUGCGCCUGACCAACAAGCUCGAGCUGCCCAUCGAGGAGAUCGGCACCCCGGAGCGCAUCAUAGCGGCGCUUGGCCCGUUUGUCACCGGUGAUUCAUACGACCCUGAUGAGGUGGUGGACACGCGCAUUCGCAAGGAGGGCGGCCAGACGUACUACGAGUACUACAUGGAGACGCCCUAUGCACGCUCAGGCGCCUACAACCUGGCGUCUGCCACGGCCAAGGGCAGCACCGUGCUGCUUCUGGUGAUCAGUGCAAACGACAAGCAGUGGGCUUCCGGUGAAGCCAAGCUCAGAAAAAUGCUCAAGUCGUUUAGUGUGUGA